Molecule: messenger RNA, 2132 nt
Organism: Ipomoea nil (Japanese morning glory)
Lineage: Eukaryota; Viridiplantae; Streptophyta; Magnoliopsida; Solanales; Convolvulaceae
Exons: 8
Coding region: 259-1827 (522 amino acids)
Molecular function (GO): DNA binding
Source: RefSeq, a predicted model, not a curated record
UCUCCCUCAUUGGCCAUUUGCUUCAUCUUCUCUCUAAACGUUUAAAGAGUAAUUAAAAUUCAAUUAAUGAUACUUAAGAAAUAGCUAAAUCCUUCUUCUCACGUGUAUUUUACCCAAGGACAAAAGACAUAUAUUGCAUAAAUAAAGCAAAAUCUGCGUGUCUCUGCACAAAUUUCACCAAGUGUUCUGUGCUUCCGUUUCUCGUUUUCUCCGCUGCUGUCUAGUUGGACUCGAUUCGACGACACCGGUGUUGAAUUCAUGGAAGAUUCUGGGGAAAUGAAUUCUGGAGAUGACAAUACUCUUUCUGAUAAAAACAAGAAAAGAACAAUCAAGACACGUGCUCAAGUUGAAGCUCUGGAAAAAUUUUAUGAUGAACACAAAUAUCCUACAGAGUUAAUGAAAUCACAACUAGCAGAGUCACUAGGAUUGACAGAAAAGCAAAUUUCUGGAUGGUUUUGCCAUCGCCGGUUAAAGGAUAAGAGAUUGUUUAAUGGGGAAGUAUAUUUGAAUGGAAAACAAGAUCGUUCAAGUGGUGUUAUUCAGGAUCGUGGCAGUGGACUCAGACAGGAUUCUUGCGGCAGCACUAAACAAGGUGAUGACAGGACUUCAGAUCCCAGAGAAGUUGAAAGUAGAAGGUUAACUGGUGUGGAGUUCUCCACUCCAGACCUCACUCAUGAGUUUGGUGGUCACUCUACUAGAAAUUAUAAUUGCAUGGAUGAUACAUCUCUGGGAAGUACCUCUUCUUUGCGGAAUACAUAUUUCCCCCAUAAUGCAGACUCUUUUGAUGAGGGUACUUCAAGAUAUCUAACAAAUAGUUGUCCAACAGAUCAGAAAACUGUAAAACCUAGGACUGGUCCAUCAGGAUAUUUAAAAGUCAAGGGGCAUGUUGAAAAUUCUGCCAUUACUGCUGUUAAGAGGCAGUUGGGGAGGCAGUACCAUGAAGAUGGCCCUCCACUUGGUGUUGAAUUUGAACCACUCCCCCCUGGUGCUUUUGAAUCCCCAAUGCAGAAUCACACUAACAAUUCUUACCGUGCUGGAGAACGUGAUGUUGCUCGCUCAGAGGAUUUUCCGAAAGCUCAUAAGCAAUCUAAUUCUAGCACGGGAUAUGGAUACUAUUCAAAGAUAAGCUCUCAUAACCUUGAUAUGCUCUCUGAAAAACUUAAAAGGCCACAUGGAACUGAUCACUCAGAAAAAUGUUUUAACCAAAAGCUUAGGCAGAAGAGUUUUCUGCCAGUUCCUGAAUAUUCUGCUUCUGUACGGAACUCACCAGGAGAUAAGGAUGAGGUUCCAGCAAGAGAAAUGUUAUUUAACAGUAGAGACAAUCAUCAGCUUAUGGCCAAAUAUGGUGGAGAAAUGAGGAUGGACUCUGUAGCUAACCAAGGUCUUCUAAGCCCCAAUAGUGGAAGGAUGACUAAUGAGCAAGCCGAGCCACGGUUGAAAAGAAACUAUGAAGCAAACCUUAAGGUUUCACAGGUGGAGCAUUUUGAAUGCAAGCCUUCAACUAUACGUAAUAGGGUCGGCAUCUAUCAUGAUGUCAGGGAGAAAGGCAUCUCUAAAAGUCUUAAAAAGGAUGAUUUAUUCUGUGGAGAUGGAGCAAUACUUGAUGAAAGCUGUAAUCAAGGUCAACUGAAGAUUCCUAGGAAAUAUGAAACUACGGAUGGUAAGAGGACAAGCAACCACAUGUCUAACAGUCGAGAGUUUGCAAGGAAUGCAUCACUGACUGGAAUGCCAUUACAAACAAAUCAAGGAAUAAGGUCUGCUGCAGAGAUGCCAUCUAGUUUUAGUGAAGAUGAUGUGACUACCGAGACUAGUUCCUCCGAGGAAUGAGAGACUGGCAGGUGAGAGGAGGAAUGAUGCUUCAAUGGCUCCCGAGGCAGUGUAUAUCCUUUAAAUUUGUACAGUGCCUGCCACUUUAAUUAUUGGUUUUGUUUAUGGAUCAAAGGCUCAUUGACUCUGUACAGUUAGGGUAAAACCGUUGUCCAUAGCAGCAGCAAGAGUUUGUAAGGUAGAUUCGUUAAUGACAAAGAGCCUUUUAUGGUUUGCCACUUUGGUGAUCCAUUCUUCAUGUUAAGUAGAGCAUAUUCUCUAAUUCUCUCUCUGUAUUUUGUAAGGUAGAGGAGUCUGAUUUUAAA